This is a messenger RNA of Xiphias gladius (swordfish), 4027 nucleotides long. Its product is annotated as bcl-2/adenovirus E1B 19 kDa-interacting protein 2-like protein. NCBI's taxonomy places the organism in Eukaryota, Metazoa, Chordata, Actinopteri, Istiophoriformes, Xiphiidae. Gene Ontology annotation, biological process: apoptotic process. The transcript has 16 exons. The record is from RefSeq and is a predicted model, not a curated record. Gene Ontology annotation, cellular component: cytoplasm. The coding region runs from base 480 to 1916 and encodes 478 amino acids.
ACUCACAGUGCACAGCGUAAAUUUAGUAAAAACAAACAGAAGAAGAAACUAGACUUGACACUAAGGUCACUACGUCUGCGUAAAAAAGUUAACUAGCACACGUCCAGCCUCACUAUGUUCGAGACAUCACCACGCAGAACUCCAUUUAAAAAUAAGUCAAUUUAAGAAGAAUUGACUUACCAGCAAAAUUACAUACAAUUAAUAGCGUUUUUACCAUUUCCUCCACCUCGUAAGGAGACACCUAAUACAUCCGGCGUAAAUAUAAUAUCCGAGCAGUGUAUGCUUAAAAUAAAUAUCCACUUUUUACAACGCUCGGCUUGCUGUUGCCCGACAGCUGGAGUUAAUGUUAAAGAAAGACCAUGACAGGCAUCGAGUACGUUCAAGAAAGGGGCCUAAUUUCAAUAAGAAACCAAAGGUUUAACAAAGUAGAGUGAUUCUAGCCUCAAUUCAGCCGAGUACCAAACCGAGUAGUGAUUUGAAUGGUGUCUGGCGUCGGUUCAGGACAACUGUAUCAGACCUGGCUGCUGCAGAGCGUGAGCGAGUUUCCUGUCGACUCCCUGCGAGAGCGUCGACCUCCGUACCUGCUCAGCAGGAACAACAUGGAGUCCAGAGAGGAGGAACAAGAGGACGACACCCCCAGGUCAAUUCUGGCAUCUGAAGACACUGAGAACGUCAACACCGCCAACACCGGCAACAGUACGACGACUAAUACUACUGACACCACCACUACUACCACUGUCGCUGCUAGUAGUACUACUCCUGCUGCUCCAUCUGUUGAUCAAACAGAGGAGGACGAGGGAACAGGUGAAGUAGUGAAGGGGAACAGCGUUGCCAUGGCAGCAACAGGAGCUGAGUCAACAGAUGAGGAGGAGACGGAGGGAGAGACUGCCGCUGGAAACGAGGAAGCAGGUGACGGAGCAACUGAGGUCGAGUCUCAGCAGAAAUUGUCGACUUCGAUCCGAGAGAGACCAGAUCCUCCCAGCAGUCUGGCCUUGUCAGGGUCUCGACCAAAGAAGAAGAAAGUCCUGGUGGCUCCGGCUCUGAGUCUAUCUUUAGGUCGCAGUGAGUCGACCAUCUCUGACGACUUCCCCUCGGCCUUCCUCUCCCUCUCAGCUGAAGACGACGAUGACACGGGGCUCGACUUCGACCUGGAUGCCAUGGAAACGCCCUCCGAUAGCGAAUCACUGCCCUUCCCCAUCUACGACCUUGAUCUGGAAGAUGACCUGCGGCGUCUCGGCGCCACGUCACACAGCCACACGCCCUUUGGCUCCAGUCCCAGGUGCGGGUCUGACUCUCGGAACUGCUGUGUACCCGGGCUGGAUCAGAGCGGUAUGGGAACUCUGGAGAGGGAGGACAUGGUGGACAGUCAGGGCACCAGAUGGCGCUGUUUCUCCACAGGUGACCCCCCCCAGGAGAGCCGGGUCAACAUGAGCGUCCUGGAGCCGUUUCUCAGGGUGCUGUCCCACGGAGGUUACUAUGGAGACGGUAUGAACGACAUCAUCGUGUUUACCUCCUGUUACCUGCCGCAGAACAGUCUGGAGAAUUACCAGUACGUGAUGGACAAUCUGUUCAGGUAUGUAGUAGGGACCCUGGAUCUGAUGGUUGGAGAGAACUAUGUGAUGGUGUAUCUCUGUGCUGGAGGCCAGAACGACAAACUUCCAGGAAUCAGCUGGCUGCGAGAGUGUUACACCACCAUCCACAGGAGACUGAGGAAGAACCUGAAGGGUUUCUACGUGGUUCAUCCCACCUGGUACAUCAAAGCCCUCAUCACCAUCAUUAAACCCUUCAUCAGCUCUAAAUUCAGCAGGAAGCUCCAGUUUGUCGACAGCCUUCAGGGUCUUUCCCAUUUCAUCCCCACUGAGCACGUGCAGAUCCCCGACUGUGUCAAACAGUAUGACCAGAACCUGUCCAGGUGAAACUUCGCUGGGAUCUGGGAUUCUGGGAUUCUGGGAUCCCCCCGUUACUUUCUAUAGGCGUAUCCGCCUGCUCUUCUCCAACCCAGCAGGUGGAGCUUCCGUGUCUUGCUCAGCGACAGCAGGUCUGUGCAGAGCAGCAGAGAAACCCCCCAUUGGAGGAUCGAACACAGUCGGGUGCCACCGUGCUGCUGCGUUGCCCCUUCAUCCACACGUCGCCUUGCAAACAGUGUUAAUGCUGACGAGCACAAAGUAAAUCGUCCUGCUCCCUGCUAUUCCAGAGUCAAUACGCUAAACAUGUUUUUCAUUCAUUUACGUUUUCUAACUAAUACGAAUUCAAACAUUUCCGUCUUACUUUCAGUGUUAGAGCGAACAUUUCAAACAAACAAAUGUUGUAGCACAACGAAACUGCGGGUCAACAUACGAACCGGUCGGCAGUUUGUGAAACAGUCGCGAGAUUAAUUGAUUCGGCGCGACUUUCGUUGAACGAAUGAAGCGACACAGUUAUUAACGGCAGCAGAGUCUCCGGCAGGUGGUCGAGGUGGAUGGAGGACGUGUAACGAUCAGGACCGUCAGACCAGAGACCGGGUCCACAUCCGGAGUCCCGUCUGUGGUUCAGGUUGGGGAAAGACGGUGGUUCUGGUUCGAUGUCAAUAAACAGGUUGGUGUCUGAGGUCACUGUGACCUUUCUCUGUGUGUUAAACCAGACCAGGAUCUUUCCUGAACCUCAACCAGGUGCUGCGAGAGUCUGAACAGAACCAUGAACCGGUUUAGUGACGCUGGAGUCUCUACAGGGGGAUGAAAACUUGUGUCCAUGUACACAAAUCAAUUAAAAAAAGGUUUUUAAAGUGUAACUUUUAAUCCGAUGCAGUCAAAUAAAACAGCAGCAUGAAGUGAGAUAAUUACAAUAGAGUCUCAUUAAAGUCCACAAAGAGUUUUGGUUUUAUUUUGCUGUUCACAAAUUAUUAUCUUAGCACCAGAUGAACCUCAGAUCUAGUGCUAAGAUAAAAACAUCAUCUUUCAAACCGAACAAAUCGUCCAAAUCUGUCCUUUACUCUGCAGCUUCCUGUUAUCGUGUCUCGUGAAAACACGUCAUGGACCAACAUUUAUACGUCAACACAUGCUUACACAUAAAGUUCAACUCACACAAAAGGUGAAAAGUGUCUUUCCUGUCGCUAAAGUUUCUCUUUCUAAUAUUUUGAAGUUGAAUUAAAGCCAGUGACCUUUGACCCGUGGAAGAGAUUUCCCAUCAAACUCCUGUAACUGACGGUUUUAGGUUUUUCGACGCCUUUCAGUGUUUCCAGCGGGAGUUGAACCGUCAACCCUGCCAGGGUCAGUGCCUUGCUUCAAGACUGAUGACUUAAGACUCAUUUGUUUUUGUCAAAGGUGAAACAUUUUGAUGCUGAAUAAAACCACGAUGGUUCGUUAUUGGGAUCUUUAUCUGGUGAUUUGUGUUUCUGAAAACAUUUUAACAUCAUAAAAACUAAACUCAGACGUUUUGGAGACGCAGCAAAGACGCUGAGGUAAGGAGGUCUGGAGUUUAGUUUCCAUAGAGACGUGAUCUUGUAGGACCUUGACUGACCUGUAGCAGCCUGACGGGACGGUUGAUGUUGGCUGGACGUGUUUACUCAGGAAACUCACUCAGGUGUGAGCGACGUGUCGCCGCGCCGGUCCAGGAUGCCGGUUGGUCCCAGUGGUCCACAGCGGCGCUCCAACACAAAACCCCUGCCAGGCCUCGUUCCUGUCCAGGUCUCUGCAGGAGCGCAGACGCAGCAUAAACCGGAGGGAAGUGCGGAUUAACUUCGCUCUGGUUGGAGGAGGUCGUAACGACAAACGACGUGAACGAACCGAGGAGGCUCAUGGGAGAAAGUGUCUUCAGGUGUUUCCAGAUCAAAGAAAGAAACAUGCCCUUGUAAAGGACCUGCCUUUAAACCGCAGACUGAGACCUGGUCCCGUCCAAGCCAGUCCACCAGUUUACAGCUAUAGUUUUACCCCAGUCUAUGAGAUGGCAUCCACAGACAUCACGCUGGGGGUGGAGGCCUGACUGGGAGUCCUGGACUGGACAUGAUAGAAGCUGAGUCUGUAAAACUGUUGACAGGACACGUCCGCCUGCA